Messenger RNA from Tupaia belangeri chinensis (Chinese tree shrew), 1634 nucleotides. RefSeq names its product cytochrome c oxidase assembly factor heme A:farnesyltransferase COX10 (gene COX10). Gene Ontology annotation, biological process: heme A biosynthetic process. Gene Ontology annotation, cellular component: mitochondrial membrane; mitochondrion. Gene Ontology annotation, molecular function: protoheme IX farnesyltransferase activity. Bases 101 to 1429 code for a protein of 442 amino acids. NCBI's taxonomy places the organism in Eukaryota, Metazoa, Chordata, Mammalia, Scandentia, Tupaiidae. The record is from RefSeq and is a predicted model, not a curated record. The transcript has 7 exons.
CGGCUCUCCUCUCUCAGGGGGCGGGAAAAGAUGGCGGCGCCCAGCAGCCGGUGAGGAGCGAGGACACAGGGAUCCCCGGGCGCGGCCAGACUCCAGCGUUAUGGCCGCAUGCCCUCACACUUUCUCCGCACGCCUCCUGACAGGUCGGGUAGGAGGAUGUGUUUGGUAUCUAGAAAGAAGAGCCAUGCAGGAAUCCCCUCACAAGUUUAUGCGUCUUUUCAGGAAUGUCAAUAAGCAGUGGGUUACAUUUCAGCAUUUGAACUUCCUCAAACGCAUGUAUGUCACACAACUGAACAGAAGCCUCAACCAGCAAGUAAAACCGAAGCCAGAACCAGCAGCAACUCCUUUCCUUGAGAAAACAUCUUCACAUCAAGCCAAAGAAGAAAUCUAUGAGAUAAGACCUCUUCCACCCCAAAGCCUGUCUUUGCCCAGAAAGCCGAAUGAAAAGGAACUGAUAGCACUAGAUUCUGCCUCCAUAGUUGAAGGCACAAUGGAAUUGGGAAAAGAGACGAAAGAGGAGAAGCAAUGGAAAGAGAUGAAGCUGCACAUGGAUGAUUUGCCAGGAAUUUUGGCCCGACUGUCCAAAAUCAAACUCACAGCUCUAGUGGUAAGUACCACUUCGGCUGGAUUUGCCUUGGCUCCAGGACCUUUUGACUGGCCCUGUUUCCUGCUUACCUUCGUUGGAACAGGCCUUGCAUCCUGUGCUGCCAACUCCAUCAAUCAGUUUUUCGAGGUGCCAUUUGACUCAAACAUGAAUAGGACAAAGAACAGACCUCUGGUCCGUGGACAGAUCAGCCCGUUGCUAGCUGUGUCCUUCGCCACUUGUUGUGCUGUUCCCGGAGUUGCCCUUCUGACCUGGGGGGUGAAUCCACUCACGGGAGCCUUGGGUCUCUUCAACAUCUUCCUGUACACCUGCUGUUACACACCACUGAAGAGGCUCAGCAUCGCUAACACCUGGGUGGGAGCCGUGGUGGGGGCCAUCCCGCCGGUCAUGGGCUGGACGGCGGCCACCGGCAGCCUGGAUGCGGGAGCGCUUCUACUGGGAGGAAUCCUCUACUCCUGGCAGUUUCCUCAUUUCAACGCCCUGAGCUGGGGGCUCCGCGAGGACUACUCCCGGGGCGGCUACUGCAUGAUGUCGGUCACCCACCCGAGCCUGUGCCGGCGCGUGGGACACUGCCUGGCGCUGAUCGGCCUGUCGGCUGUGGCCCCCGCCCUGUGUGUCACCACGUGGGCCUUCCCCGCCGUCUCCCUCCCCAUCAACCUGUACAUCUCCUACCUCGGCCUCCGCUUCUACCUGGACGCGGACCGGAAGAGCUCCCGGAAACUGUUCUUCUGCAGCCUGUGGCACCUGCCGCUGCUGCUGCUGCUCAUGCUCACCUGCAAGCAGCACCCGGCGGGGCAGGACGACGAGGAGGCCCCACGGGGCUGAAGCCACACUUCUGGACUCGCAGGGAGGCACUUGGCUCGCGUCUCGACACCAGGAAGGGAUAUUUUGAAGAAAAAUCUCCGGUUUUGUACAAGGUUGUAAAAUGAUUCGGUGCUCAGGGAUCACCUGAAUUUUUUUUUUUUGGGGGGUGGGGGUGGGGAGAUUUCUGCUUGGGGUUUGUGCACUCACCAGUGAGACAGAGAGAGAC